AAAAGCCCUAAUUUUGGUAAACACUCAGUUGUCCAAAUCCUCUGACUCAAGUGUCUAUAUAUACAUACACACUCAUCUAUCUUCAUCUCUUUAGCCCCAUUAAAACCCUAGCUCAUCUCUACCUUUGAAAUUUUCUCUCCAAUUUUCCCGUUUCUAAAUUCAAAGCAUAUCGUUAGCUAUGUCGGACGACGAGAGGGAGGAGAAAGAGUUGGAUCUCACCAGCCCUGAGGUCGUCACCAAGUACAAGAGUGCUGCUGAAAUCGUUAACAAGGCUUUGCAGUUGGUGUUGUCAGAAUGCAAACCGAAAGCGAAGAUUGUUGACAUUUGUGAGAAAGGCGAUGCUUUUAUCAGAGAACAAACUGGGAACAUGUACAAGAAUGUCAAAAAGAAGAUCGAGAGGGGCGUAGCAUUUCCUACUUGCAUUUCUGUGAACAACACUGUAUGUCACUUCUCUCCCCUGGCCAGUGAUGAAACAAUACUAGAGGAAGGUGAUAUGUUGAAGAUUGAUAUGGGGUGUCACAUUGAUGGAUUCAUUGCUGUCGUGGCACACACUCACGUGCUUCAUGAAGGGCCAGUGACAGGCAGGACAGCUGAUGUAAUUGCAGCAGCUAAUACAGCCGCUGAAGUUGCUUUGAGGCUUGUAAGGCCUGGAAAGAAGAACAAGGAUGUCACAGAUGCCAUUCAGAAGGUUGCUGCUGCCUAUGACUGCAAGAUUGUUGAGGGCGUUCUGAGUCAUCAGCUAAAGCAGUUUGUGAUUGAUGGUAAUAAGGUUGUACUGAGUGUAUCCAAUCCUGAAACUAGAGUUGACGAUGCAGAAUUUGAGGAGAAUGAAGUUUAUGCAAUUGACAUAGUCACCAGCACAGGUGAUGGAAAACCUAAGUUAUUGGAUGAGCGACAAACAACUGUUUACAAAAGAGCCGUGGACAAGAACUAUCAUUUGAAGAUGAAGGCGUCAAGGUUUAUCUUCAGCGAAAUUAGUCAGAAAUUCCCCAUCAUGCCAUUUUCGGCAAGGGCUUUGGAAGAGAAAAGGGCUCGGCUGGGAUUAGUCGAAUGUGUUAACCAUGAUCUUUUGCAGCCAUACCCUGUUCUUCAUGAGAAACCUGGUGAUUUGGUUGCUCACAUAAAAUUCACAGUUCUUUUAAUGCCUAAUGGAUCGGAUAGGAUCACAGCCCAUCCUCUGCAGGAGCUGAAGCCCACAAAGACGAUAGAUGAUGACGCCGAGGUCAAAGCCUGGCUCGCCCUUGGCAUAAAGACUAAGAAGAAAGGUGGUGGGAAGAAGAAGAAAGGUAAGAAAGGUGAGAAAAUGGAUGAUCCAGCAGAAACCGAGCCUAUGGAUGAAGCAUCUAAUGGCGUUGCAUCUAAAGAAUGAGAAUUUUUUGUUUUUCAGUCCUUUAUGUCGGCUGAUUGCAGCUUAAGUUAUGAAGGGAGAGUGAUCUGACAUUGAGCCUGGUGGAGGCAUUUUGCUCUAUUGUGGAUGAUGUUAGUUUAUGCACAGAUGCAUAUCUUUUUGCGUUAUAAUGCUUCAAUAGUUCAAGCUGUGGGAAACAAAAAGAUAUGCAUUAGUUUUCACCUCAUUAGAAGCUUUUCAACAAAUAUAAUGGUGGUGUUCUGAAUG
Messenger RNA from Cornus florida, 1615 nucleotides. Its product is annotated as ERBB-3 BINDING PROTEIN 1. The record is from RefSeq and is a predicted model, not a curated record. The coding region runs from base 179 to 1369 and encodes 396 amino acids. NCBI's taxonomy places the organism in Eukaryota, Viridiplantae, Streptophyta, Magnoliopsida, Cornales, Cornaceae. The transcript has 10 exons.